Messenger RNA from Zygotorulaspora mrakii, 831 nucleotides. RefSeq names its product Lot5p (gene LOT5). The record is from RefSeq and is a predicted model, not a curated record. Bases 1 to 831 code for a protein of 276 amino acids. Lineage: Eukaryota; Fungi; Ascomycota; Saccharomycetes; Saccharomycetales; Saccharomycetaceae. The transcript has a single exon.
AUGGCAUUGCAACCAGACGAUGUGAAAAGAAUAUGUAGAACAACAGAUGUCAAGCCAACAGUGGAGAACGUCAUCCCAUACAACCGCUACAAGAGAACACAGCCCGAAAUCAACGGGGUCCGCAUGAUGGACGUGCCCACCAGCGACCAACUCCUGCUGCUGGCAGGCGGCCGAGAUCUGAACCUGUCGCUUUUGCAGGACGAACAGCACAGAACAGUCCAGGACGUGGAGCUGUUCAUUCUCAACAUUGGAUUCAUGCUCUGGUUUGGACACCUUGAUUCCGGCCUCGAGAUUCCGUACGAAAGCAUCAUCUACCAUGGGUCCAUCAAAGCCGAUGAAACCGUUGGGCACCAACUGGCGCUGCUAAUAACGUUGGAAACCGAUCCGGUCUUGGCGGAUUUCUUCCAACUGGCGCCUGCAGCGCCAGUUGCCCCUAUAGCUAAGAUGAAUGCGCGUGCGAACGCAGCAGCAGCAAUGCAGACUGUGGAGAUAACGCUUAGACCCAAGUACUCGCUAUAUGACAGACACUACAACGCCGAAAUCGAGUCACUCUUCACGUUCCAGGACUUCGGUGUCAAUCGCGGAGACGAAAUGGUGGACAACUGCCACAGAGAGCUGGCGGCGUGUCUCGAGGCCGUGUGUCACGACGCGGAAGACGGCGACGUAGAAAGCGACGACCAGGACGUCGUCCUGGACGAAGCCAUCGCCGUCGACGAGGACCAGCUGGCCAGCGUGUACGUGCCGUUUUCGGAGACGCUUGGCGUGCUGGACAACACGGGUCUAGCUGACGACCUGGGAGGGUCGGUGCCAGCGCAUCCAGUUCGCAGGUGA